AUGGACGACGCGGAGCCUAAGGAGGAACGACGCAAGACGCCGAAGUCUGGCCGAUCAACAGGCGAGUCUAGGAAGUCAGACAAUAAGCUGUCUAAAUCCGGCCCACAAGUCUCAGCACCAUCUGAGAGCUUUCAUUGUAAGCCUCUCUUCAUCUAUCGGAAUUCGUCAGACGAACACUCAUCGAAAGAAGACACUCUGUUGUCAUUUGAUCCUAUAAAAGAGAGUAAUGGUGGUUCGCGAGGGGUUCGGAGUGGUUUGGGCGCAUCAGAUAGUUACGAACGUCGUCGCGAUGGCGCUAUCAUUUACUACAGCGGUUUGCCGUUCUGUACCGACCUGUCGGGUGACCCAGGGAAUAUUUCGCCAGCCCUCUGGAGCAACCAAGAACGGACUGACCCACCUCAACAACCUAUUCACACAAUACCUUUCCGGUCGAAAUCAGGAUCUUCCUGA
Molecule: messenger RNA, 450 nt
Organism: Trichoderma gamsii
Lineage: Eukaryota; Fungi; Ascomycota; Sordariomycetes; Hypocreales; Hypocreaceae
Exons: 1
Coding region: 1-450 (149 amino acids)
Biological process (GO): regulation of DNA-templated transcription; circadian rhythm
Cellular component (GO): nucleus; cytoplasm
Source: RefSeq, a predicted model, not a curated record